This is a messenger RNA of Physella acuta, 1532 nucleotides long. RefSeq lists its product as uncharacterized. The record is from RefSeq and is a predicted model, not a curated record. NCBI's taxonomy places the organism in Eukaryota, Metazoa, Mollusca, Gastropoda, Physidae. Gene Ontology annotation, cellular component: membrane. Gene Ontology annotation, biological process: G protein-coupled receptor signaling pathway. Gene Ontology annotation, molecular function: G protein-coupled receptor activity.
CAAUGAAGAGAAGAAUAUGUAUGUAUACGAUGUGAGCUUUCGGGUCAAAUGAAGAGAUGCCUGAAGAAAGGAAAUACCACCUCAGCGACGAAGAACUACGGCAGUUGAAUGCCAUUAACGACCCGAUUGUUAUGAGGUUGGCUCCAGCCAUGAUAUUCAUGGGGAUGCUCAUGUUCAUUGGAAUAGUGGGUAACUCCACCGUCAUCUUUGUGUUUAUAUACAGAGUCCAAAAAUCAGUUCAGCGCGUGCUGUUAAUCUACCUGGCCGUGUUUGACCUCCUGACCUGCAUGCUCUCCAUGCCCUUUGAGAUUCACGACAUGCUUCACUAUUACACCUUCCAAGGGGAAGAACUUUGCAAAAGCUUCAGGUUUGUCGUCAUCUUCUUCACCUUGGGUUCUAGCUGCACCCUUCUGGCCAUCGCCUACUUCCGGUAUCGCACGUUCUGCAAGCCCCAGGGGCGCGCCCCCUCCGUCAAGCAGGCGCAGUGGUCCUUCGUCCUGUUGGUCUUCGGUUCCGCGAUUUUCUCCUGGCCGGCGCCCAUUCUCUACGGCAUCAGGACCAAGCCGACUAUAGUGCCGAACCUGUGCUCACAAGAUUGUACAUUCUCCGAUCACUUUGCAGGCACAAUGUGGCCCGCGGUGUAUACGUUGUGUUUAUUUGUUGCCUUUGUGUUAGAGGUUAUUAUCUUGAGCGUGUUCUAUACAAAAAUACUGGCAGUGCUUCGUAAACACGAUUCCAGAAUCAACAUAGCCGUAGGUAUGAAUUACCUCACUUCAGUAGAAAAAGAACAGAGCAGUCCAGGCAAAGAAGUGAGUACUCGUACAUUGAAAUUUAAUUUGGAAAAUGAGAACAACCAUUCGCAACUGUUUUCUGUGGUUGUCGAGGAUGAUAUCUCUAAAAGGGCGGCGAACCAAAAUGCAGAAAACCUACCGGAAAAUGGAUCACCAUCGAAAGUAAAAAUGAACGAAAACAGCGGGGCAGCGGCAUCGAUGUCUGAUAUAUUUAAAGUUGGUGUGAUACGGGAUUUUAAAAUUCCAUUAAGCGGAAGAAGACAAUCUAGUGAAACAGUUCCAAAAGUCGUGAAACUAUUGCCAAACAUUCCCCAGGAAAAUCUUAAACCUCCGCCUCCUUUGGGCUCUACGCUUGAAACUCCAAACUAUCCUGCGGUGAAGGCCUCCCCUACUAAACAAAAACCAAAGCGAGUUUCCAAGAACGCAACUCGCGUUGUCGUAGCUGUGAGCAUCGCGUAUAUAUUGAGUUACCUCCCUCACCUAAUUUACCAAGUAACCAAGAUCUUGGUUGAACUCGACGAACAGGGGCCGUACAUGGGCGUGUAUAACAUCAUCGUGCGCUCGUUUUUCCUUAGCUCGGUCAUCAACCCUAUCAUCUACACAGUGGUUAGAGGCGAAUACCGAGAAGUGAUGGCUGAUUUUUUCUCAAGGUGUUGGCAAAUUUCAAGGUGCAAAAAACCAAAGACAAGUGUUCGUUACAGGCCAAAUAAUGAAGAGACCAGUUCUACCGCCCGAAGUUGA